Messenger RNA from Rhinolophus ferrumequinum (greater horseshoe bat), 4641 nucleotides. It is a transcript of the gene HUNK, whose product is annotated as hormonally up-regulated Neu-associated kinase. Gene Ontology annotation, cellular component: cytoplasm. The record is from RefSeq and is a predicted model, not a curated record. The transcript is spliced from 11 exons. Bases 18 to 2162 code for a protein of 714 amino acids. Gene Ontology annotation, biological process: intracellular signal transduction; protein phosphorylation. NCBI's taxonomy places the organism in Eukaryota, Metazoa, Chordata, Mammalia, Chiroptera, Rhinolophidae. Gene Ontology annotation, molecular function: protein serine/threonine kinase activity; ATP binding.
GGCCGCUGGCAAGCGCGAUGCCAGCGGCAGCCGGGGACGGGCUCCUGGGCGAGCCGGCGGCGCCCGGGGGCGGCGGGGGCGCUGAAGAUGCGGCCAGGCCGGCGGCGGCCUGCGAGGGAAGUUUCCUGCCGGCCUGGGUGAGUGUCGUGCCCCGAGAGCGGCUCCGUGACUUCCAGCACCACAAGCGCGUGGGCAACUACCUCAUCGGCAGCAGGAAGCUGGGCGAGGGCUCCUUCGCCAAGGUGCGCGAGGGGCUACACGUGCUGACCGGAGAGAAGGUGGCCAUAAAAGUCAUUGACAAAAAGAGAGCCAAAAAAGACACCUAUGUCACCAAAAACCUUCGGCGAGAGGGGCAGAUCCAGCAGAUGAUCCGCCAUCCCAACAUCACGCAGCUCCUUGAUAUCUUGGAGACGGACAACAGCUACUACCUGGUCAUGGAGCUGUGUCCUGGGGGCAACCUAAUGCACAAGAUAUACGAGAAGAAGCGGCUGGAGGAGUCUGAAGCCCGCAGAUACAUCCGGCAGCUUAUCUCUGCCGUGGAGCACCUGCACCGGGUGGGGGUGGUCCACAGAGACUUGAAGAUAGAAAAUUUGCUGCUGGAUGAAGACAAUAAUAUCAAGCUGAUUGACUUUGGUUUGAGCAACUGCGCAGGGAUCCUGGGCCACUCGGACCCGUUCAGCACACAGUGUGGCAGCCCCGCCUACGCCGCGCCGGAACUUCUGGCCAGGAAGAAAUAUGGCCCCAAGAUCGAUGUCUGGUCCAUAGGUGUGAACAUGUAUGCCAUGUUGACUGGGACGCUGCCUUUCACAGUGGAGCCCUUUAGCCUGAGGGCUUUGUACCAGAAGAUGGUGGACAAGGAAAUGAACCCCCUCCCCACCCAGCUCUCCACAGGAGCCAUCAACUUCCUGCGCUCUCUCCUGGAACCUGACCCUGUGAAGAGGCCCAAUAUUCAGCAGGCACUGGCCAAUCGCUGGCUUAAUGAGAAUUACAUGGGCAAAGUGCCAUGUAAUGUCACCUAUCCCAACAGGAUUUCCCUGGAAGACUUGAGCCCGAGUGUGGUGCUGCACAUGACCGAGAAACUGGGCUACAAGAACAGCGACGUGAUCAACACCGUGCUGUCCAACCGCGCCUGUCACAUCCUGGCUGUCUACUUCCUCUUAAAUAAGAAACUCGAGCGCUAUUUGUCAGGGAAAUCUGACAACCAGGACAGCAUCUGCUGCAAGACCCAGCUCUACCAGAUAGAAAAGUGCAGGCCCAACAAAGAGCCCUAUGAGGCCUCCUUGGACACCUGGACUAGAGACCUUGAAUUCCAUGCUGUGCAGGAUAAAAAGCCCAAAGAACAAGAAAAAAGAGGGGAUUUUCUUCAUCGGCCAUUUUCCAAGAAGUUGGACAAGAACCUGCCCUCACACAAACAGCCCUCUGCCUCGCUCAUCACGCAGAUUCAGAACACCAAGGCCCUGCUGAGGGACCGGAAGGCCCCCAAGUCUGGCUUUCCCGACAAAGAUUCCUUUGGCUGCCGCAAUAUUUUCCGUAAAACCUCAGACUCCAAUUGUGUGGCUUCUUCUUCCAUGGAGUUCAUCCCUGUCCCACCUCCCAGAACCCCCAGAAUUGUCAAGAAACCGGAGUCCCCUCAGCAGGGGCCUGGGAGCACCAGCGUCCCCCCCAAGGAAGACCCUCUGAUGCUGGAUAUGGUCCGCUCCUUCGAGUCAGUCGAUCACGACGACCAGACAGAACUGCUCUCCCCGUCUCAUCACUAUAGGAUUCUGAACUCCCCCGGGGGCUGGGCCCGUGGGAAACCCGGUGAGCGGACGCUCUCGCCAGUCCUGCUGCCCGGAAGCCCGUCACCUCUCCAAACUCCUUUGCAUCCCACUCUGGUCUCCUUUGCUCAUGAAGAUAAGAACUGCCCCCCAAAGCAGGAGGGCGUGUGCUCCCCACCUCUGGUUUCCGGCAACGGCACCACGCGACCCCUGGGGAGCCCGAACGGUGUGACGAGCCGAGGCAGGUUCCCCAUGAUGGGUGUUGGACAGAUGCUGAGGAAGCGGCAUCAGAGCCAGCAGCCGGCUGCAGACAGGCCCCUGGAGGCCAGCCUGCCGCCGCUGCAGCCCCUGGCCCCCACGAGCCUCUCCUUUGACAUGGCUGAUGGCGUCAAAGGCCAGUGUUAACCUGGGCCAGCACUGGGACCGUGGGGCUUGCUGAGGAAAGCAGUGGAACAGCGCCACGUGUCGGUCAGGGUGGGAAGAGUCCAAGGCCUCUCGUGGAGCAUCCUUCGUGGCCAUGCAGUGUCCCAUCUGUGGAACAGGUGGAAUCCACAGACCCAAAGCCUGCACUGCGCAGUCCUGUGUAGGGACCCCGGAGAGGCUGGGAUUCCCUAGGAGGGUUGUCUACCGGCGGGCGCCGCCGGUAAUCGUUCACCUCCUCCUUCCUCCCACCUACUCACUGGCCCUCCACCCACCUCCCUCAGCUGGACUCAGGGGUGAACACCGUGCAUCGGCCUCUGGGUGACUCAGAUUAGACUGUUACCAGAUCUUUUUUCACUGUGUGCUCUGCUUGUGCCUCUCAGUGGAUCAUUCUCUUUUCAGCCAUUGGCCAGAGUCACGUGGGGGACUGAUGGCAGUGUCACAAAGCAGUUCCUCCAGACCAUGGUUUCCCUGCCUUUUGUAGAGGUGCAUACCUAGAGCACCGGGCCCCAGGAACCUCAGAGGAAGAGGGCAGGAACCUCUGCCACCAAUACUGCCCCCUCUGGGCGGAAAGGGACAGCUGGGCAAAGACUGGUCCAAACAGUGGGGACCCCAGUGAAAGGAAAAGACCAAAGGGGGAACUCAUUUCUGAACUAGAUCUUUUUUUUUUAAUUAGGAGAAUACCUUUAUUAUUUUUUAAAUGUUUCAAUAUUCGAUGUAAAAACCUGAAAGAAGAUUUUGACAGUUUUUUCUUUUUUUUUGUUUGAGACUUGCUAAUGGUUAAAUUAUCUCCUCCAAAGAUGAUUUUUCUUUAUGUGAUGUCAUUAAAUCGAAGUAACAUGAUUUUUAAAAACCUGAUGGAGAGAUGAGAAGUGGUUCCACCAAACUCAUAUUUUCACGAGAGGAUAAGCGUGGAGGGCAUGAAAACUCACCCAGGUGGUGUUUUGUGGCUGAUGACCUACAGUGAUUGAUGGCUCUGCGUUUGUGCCAUUGUAUCAACAUAGCCCUGAUCCUUCCAGAAGGCAUAGGACAUAGUUUCAGUUGGUUAUUCAGAAGGAGAGAAAAUGGUUAAGGUUGAAUUUGGAUGCAUCUGGAAGGCAAGUUACCUUUAAGCUGGCCAUAAAACAAGUGUGGUUUAGAGCUCAGCUAGUUUGCUGUGACGUAUGAGCAAGCGUGCCUGCCAGGGAUCAUGUUCAAAAUACAGUACUGUGUCUUCUUUGAGGAAAGCAGGCUUCCUCAAACAGGCUUUGAGUCCACGUUCUGUUUUCACACCUUUCACCAAGGAUCGAACCAAAGAUGCAUCUCCGGUUCUGUGUCCCUGCUGUCCCUGUGUGCGUUUUGUGGAACACAGUGUUGUCUGACCGCGUCUACCUGGAGCCUGCCAGGGGGGUGUCUCCAUGUGGGGCCUGGGCCCUGGCACUUACUGGGGACUGCUCGGUCAUGAGCAGAAUUGGGAAAAGAAGAAGAAUUGGCACAGGUUGGAGAGCAAUUAAUUCAGGAGACAGAUUACACCAUGGUGUGGAGUCCUCAACUGUUGACUAGAGCAGGCGUGACAGAAACCACUGCUUUGGCCACCCCAGGGCUAGUCCCCUCAGCUCACUGAAACAGGCCACGGACCUUGAGAACUGCAGAGCCCGCCUUUAUUUCCGUGGCAGCCAGCCCAUGCCAGAGAGUGGUGGGAUGCUUCUUCAUCUUUGCUCAUUUACCAGUAGAGACCUCCCUCUGCCCCCACAUCUCUGACCAAGCGAAGAGAGAGCAAAUGUUUGGCUGACCCCCAAGCUACUGCGAUGGCCAGUCUUGGUCGACCGUGACAACACCUGGAGCUGCUGCUUCCCCCUUGAUGGGAUCGCCUCAGCUCUAGGCCUUAUUAGGAGGGAGUCAGGCUCCUAGCUGUUGGUGUGAUUUCUUUGUAUGACUCCAGACUGAGUUCUGGAACUUUCCAUUGAAAAGAGUUUUUUAAUCCGAGAAGAGAAAAGAAGCAUCUGAAAGAGACCCUCUGUCCAUUUGACAUGAAAACAUUUGGUUUUGGAUCAGUGAAGAAACCUGUUUUGAAGAUGGUUUCCAGCUACAGGUGUCCCGCUGUGCAGGUUCCCAGGCUGUGUACCCGUGCCUUGUGAACUUGUAGCCCUUGAUGUCUCUUUCUUGUAUUUGACUUUCCUUGAGAACAUGAGCUUUUCUGUGUCACUGUUAUCUCAUUGGGACAUGUUUCCUGUUCCUCAAAUGCUUCAAGAACAGCUGUAGACUGUCAUACAACUAACUGACCAGGUCACCAUUGGUAACUUGAACUGUGAACUCAGGUUUAUUCUGAACCCAGUGAGAGGUGAGAGGGAGUGAGGAUGGAGGGUGAACUGUAUUUUUUGUGUGCGCACCUGACAAAUCUAUGAAAUCGAAUGAAAGAAGAAAUGUUAAAUUCUUUAUUAUUUUAUUAUAUUUAUAUGGAAAACUUGACUCUCCCUUUGGUAAG